This is a messenger RNA of Neoarius graeffei (lesser salmon catfish), 8278 nucleotides long. RefSeq names its product AT-rich interactive domain 1Ab (gene arid1ab). The transcript has 20 exons. Gene Ontology annotation, biological process: chromatin remodeling; regulation of transcription by RNA polymerase II; positive regulation of DNA-templated transcription. Gene Ontology annotation, cellular component: SWI/SNF complex; nBAF complex; brahma complex. The record is from RefSeq and is a predicted model, not a curated record. NCBI's taxonomy places the organism in Eukaryota, Metazoa, Chordata, Actinopteri, Siluriformes, Ariidae. Gene Ontology annotation, molecular function: DNA binding; nucleosome binding. Bases 602 to 7312 code for a protein of 2236 amino acids.
GUGUGUGUGUGAGAGAGAGAGAGAACUAACACAAUCUACUGCAACAUUAAAGAAUAACCUCUAUGUCCAUGAGACUAAUUGAAUUCCUUAUGCAAAUUUUAGGGCUUUUGGAUAGUUUCAUAUGUGUGAAGAAGAAAACAACAACAACAACAACAACAAGCCCAUCGUGAAGUGAAAGCGCACGAGCCCGGUGUUUGCGGCGGAGUCCGGAUCCGCGCGCGCGCUCAGCUCCACGCCUGCUGUUCCACGUGACUCUGCGCCUCGACGCUAAGAUGGCUGUGCGUGUCUCGGAGCCUCGUGCUGCUUAAACCGGACUCUCCUUCUGUACCGGAGGCGCCGCGCGCACGCCUUCUCCCCGCUCUCCGUUCCGGGCCUCCUCUUUAUAUUCAGCACACAACUUUUCUUUCUUUCUUGUUUUUUUUUUAAACUCCGAGUCUGGACAGAAGGCCGGUUCCGGUCGGGGUGGAGGGGGAGGAAUGAUCCGGGACGCGCUACAUUGUUGCAACUAUUGUAUUUAUAUCCGGCGCUGAGUGUGAGAACUGAGUCCUGUUCAAAGAGAGAGAGAGAUACAGAGAGAGAGAGAGAGAGAGAGAGGGGAAUAAUGGCCGCUCAGGUCGCUGCGCUGAGCAGCACGAGCCCCGCCGCCGCCGCCGAGCUGAAGAAGCCGCAGGAGGAGGAGGAGGAGGAGGAGGACUCCAUACCGGCCGACACGCAGCAGGAAAAGCGCGAGCAGAAAGAGCUCCAGGACGGCACCGAGGUGAUCACGAAUGUCCGUGGAGGAGGAGGAGGAGGAGGAGGUGGAGACCCUGACAUGAAGAACGGCAACGACAAUUCAUCCCGGAUGAACAAUAAUAACAACCAGAACGAUCUAGACGCGAACAGUCACCCGGGCAUCGCUCAUCACCACCCGGCCGCCUUCCCUCCACCGCCGUACGGCUGCAGCCAGCACUACACCCGGGGCCCUUUUCAUCAACAUGGCGGACAACAAAGCCCUGGCAUGGCACCGGUGCUCCCGGGCGCUGUGAUCGAGCCUUACCCGGGCAACUCGCACGACCACGGCUUCUCCAACCACUACAACAACUACGGGCCGUUCCCAAACCGGACUCAGUACCAGGGCCAGGGGUUCGGCAUGAGCUCCCCGCGCACCAACACCGCCGGCCAGCCGGCCAAGCAGCCGGCAGCAGGAACUCUCAUGGCGGGUGCCUUUAACAACCAGAGGUAUAACAUGAGCAACCCUCAGCCCAGCCCGACCCCGACUUUAAACCAGCUCCUGACCUCCCCCAGCGCCUCCCGGGGCUACCCGGGCUACCCGCAGGGCGACUACAGCAGCCCGGACGGGCCGGGGAAAGGGCCCGGGGACAUGGGCAGCACCAAUCACUACGCAGCGCCAUGGCAACAAAGAGGCCAUCACGCGCCCCCCAUGAGCCCGGGGAACGCCCCGCACGCGCUCAACAGGAACCAGACCCCAAGCCCAAUGGACCAGGUGGGGAAGAUCAGGGGCCAGCAUUAUGGAGCAGCAAACCCUUACUCUCAGCAGCAGGGGCCUCCACCGGGGGCCCAGCAAGGGCCCUCCUACCCUGGGCAAGGCUACGGUUCCCCAGGGCCACAGAGAUACCCAAUGGGCAUGCAAGGGCGGACUCCUGGUGCUAUGGGAGGCAUGCAGUACGGGCAGCAGAUGGGUUAUGGACAGCAAGGCCCAGGAGCUUAUGGCCAGAGCCAAGGAGGCUACUACGGUCAGCAGAACCCUCUUGCUCCCCAUGGAGGCCUUCAGCAGGGUUCGUACCCUCAGCAGCAUUCCAGUGGCCCAGGCUCCCAGCAUCCGUACUCCCAACCUCCAUCAGGUCCUCCUCUGUCUCAGGGUGGGCCUUCUUACUCCCAGCAGUCCCAGGGCCAAUCUUCAUACCCCCAACCUCCACAUUCCCAGGCUGGCCAGCCACCUUAUCCUCAGUCCCAGGGUACACCUCAGUCAGCUCAGGGCCCUCAGCAGCAGUCCGGAUUCCCCCAAGCACCGCCUGGUUCUGGGCAGCCUCUUCCUCCAUCUCAGCAGCAGCAGCAGCAGCAGCAGCAAGGUGCAUCUCAGCAGCAGCAGCAGCAGCAGCCCAGUGUAGGGCCUCCUCCGCAGUCCCAGCAGCCAAUGGGUCACGGUCCUCCUCCACAGGGGCACCAGCCCUCACCCUAUUCACAAACUCCGCCAACGCAGCCUCAGCAGCAGACGCCCUUCGAGCGCUUCCCACCUCCGCAGCAGGAGCUGUCCCAAGACUCCUUCAGUUCCCAUGCUUCCGGUCCUACCUCGAACCAGCCCAUGGCCUCCAGUAAGAGUGGUACAGAGGACAGCAUGCAAGGCCGUCCUUCAAGUCUGCCGGACCUGGGCUCGAUCGAUGACCUGCCCACAGGCACGGAGGGUGCGCUGAGUCCAGGGGUCAGCACAUCUGGUGUCUCCAGCAGUCAGGGCGAGCAGAGCAACCCGGCUCAGUCGCCGUUCUCCCCGCACACCUCGCCUCACGUGCCGGGCAUCCGUGGGCCUUCCCCAUCACCUGUGGGCUCGCCCGCCAGUGCCACGCCUUCUCGCACUGGACCCCUGUCACCUGCAGGAAAUCAGAUGCCUCCCAGACCUUCCAGUGUUCAGUCAGAUGGAAUUUUGCAUUCUUCCAUAAACCAGUCUGCUGUGGCUCAGGACAGAGUCUACAUGCGGAACACACAGUUGCCUGCCUACGGCUCACCUCAGCCUGCUUCUGCCUUAUCGCCACGACCGUCAUCUGGAGGCCAAGUGCAUGCUGGGAUGGCUCAUUAUCCUCAGAACAACUCUCUGGGCAAUUACGGGCCACAGGGCGGGCAGUACGUUCCUCAGGGCUACCCGAGGCAGCAAGGCUAUGCUGGCAUGCCUGGUGCUAACUAUCCUGGUGGUCCAGGCAUGGGCAGCCCGAUGAAUCCCAUGUCAGGGCAGGGAGGAGGCAGUGCAUAUAGUGGUAUGCCUCCUGGGCGCAUGGGUCCAGGACAGAUGGGCUCAAGGCCGUAUGGUCCUGGAAUGAGUCCCAACAUGGCUGGUAUACCACCUCAAGUGGCUUCAGGGAUGUGCCCUCCACCUGGCAUGAACAGAAAACCCCAAGAUCCAACCUCAGCAGGGAUGCACCAUGGUCCAUCUAACUCCAUACACAGGCCUCCUGGUUAUCCCAGUAUGACCCAGGGGAUGAUGGGAGCUGGUUCUCCGUAUGUGCCGCCUAUGAACAGCAUGCAUGGGAUAAUGAACCAGGCAGGGCCGUACCCCAUGGGUGGUAACGUGGCCAACAACUCUGCAGGUAUGGCUCCCAGCCCAGAGUUUGGCAUGGAUAAACUUAACCAAAACCAGAAGAUGAAUAAUAAAGUUGAUGGGACUCCUAAAACAGAAUCGAAAAAGAAGUCAAAUUCGUCCACCACAACAAAUGAGAAAAUAACUCGGCUAUAUGAGUUGGGUGCCGAGCCAGAGAGGAAGAUGUGGGUGGACCGUUACCUGGCCUUUGCUGAGGAGAAAGCCAUGGGCAUGACCAACCUCCCGGCGGUGGGCCGUAAGCCUCUCGACCUCUUUCGUCUCUAUGUGUCAGUUAAAGAGAUUGGGGGCCUUACACAGGUGAAUAAGAAUAAAAAGUGGAGGGAGUUGGCGACAAACCUGAAUGUUGGGACCUCCAGUAGUGCAGCUAGUUCACUAAAGAAGCAAUACAUUCAGUGUCUGUAUGCCUUCGAGUGCAAGAUUGAGCGUGGUGAGGACCCACCUCCUGAUAUUUUCAACAAUGACCCCAAAAAGAACCAGGCGAAGGUACAGCCACCCUCUCCAGCGGGCUCUGGAUCAUUACAGGGCCCCCAGACUCCACAGUCAACUAGUAGCUCCAUGACUGAAGGAAAUGAUCUGAAGCCCCCUACCCCUGCAUCAACACCCCACAGCCAGAUGCCCCCUAUGCCUGGUGUGCGGAGCAGUGUGAACGUUCAAGACCCCUUUGCUGAUGGAGGAGACCCUGCCUUUGCUAGACGGAACUCACUGACGCCUAACUCUAGCUUCCAGCCCGGGAUGGGGGGCCCAGAUAUAAUGGGUCGUUUAGGUCCUUAUGAGCCAAAUAAGGACCCUUUUGGUGGUAUGAGGAAAGCAGGUGAGCAGUUCAUGAAUCCGGGACAAGGCCCCAGCAGUGGAAUGAGUGAACAAUAUAACCGAGGCCCUCCAGGACCUAUCAGUAACAUGCAGUUAGGUCACAGACAACAGUACGGACCUUUUGGACCAGGAUAUGACCGAAGACAAGAGCCAGGUCUGAGUCCAGAUGGCAGUAUAGGUCCUGGAGCCCCACAAACGAACGCCUUGCCGUCUGGUGCGGACUCGGGGAUGUAUUCACCUAAUCCGCAGCAGCAAAGGCAUGAUUCCUAUGUUAAUCAGUACCCUGGCCAAAGUGCACCACCUAGUGGACAAUACCCAAAUCAGCAGCCUGGAAUCUACCCACAGCAGGCGAAUUACACACAGAAGAGGCCUGGAGAUGGAGGUUAUUGUCCUCCAGCAAAGCGUCAUGAGGGGGAAAUGUAUUCAUUCACUGGCCAGCAGCAACAAGGCCCUCAGCCCUCAGGUGGACCUCAACCCCAGCAGGACCUGUACAGCCAGUAUAAUGCCUACCCUGGUACAGACCGACGUCCACCUGGUCCACAGGGUCAGUUCCCGUUUGGUUUUGUACGGGACAGGGGGCCUAAUGCCGGAGGCUCUAACUCUCAGUCCUCCGUGCCACCACAGAUGAUGGGCAGCCCUUUGCCAUCUGUCCCUGAUGGGCCUCAAGGUCCCAUGUGGCAAGGCAGAAAUGACCUAAACUAUCCCAACUAUCCCAGUCGUCAGGGACCUCCCGGAGUUCCCGCUCCGGGUCCAGGGUACCAUGCCAUGAACCGUUCUGAAGACAUGUUGCCUUCAGACCAGCGAAUGAAUCAUGAAGGUCCAUGGCCUGGUCAUGUCAACCAGAGACAGCCUCCUUAUGGAUCUGGUGGUUCUGGCCCACCCAUGUCUAGAACACUACAAUCCAAUUUUCAGUCCUCUCAGAAUCACAUUCCACAGGUAUCAAGUCCAGCACCCAUGCCAAGAACCAUGGAGAACAGUCCAUCACCCAGCAAGUCCCCUUUUAUGCACACUGGGAUAAAAAAUCAGAAAGCUGUACCUCUAGUCCCAGCCUCACACGCAGCUCCCCCGCCAGUACAGCCUCCCGUGAUCAGGAGAGAUGUGGCCUUUCCUUCAGGAUCUGUAGAGGCGACGCAGCCCAUCCUCAAACCACGCCGCCGACUCAUGAUGAAAGAUAUUGGAACGCCGGAAGCCUGGAGAGUCAUGAUGUCUCUCAAAUCAGGAUUGCUGGCAGAGAGCACUUGGGCCUUGGACACCAUCAGUAUUCUUCUAUAUGACGAUAAUAGCAUUUCUACCUUCAGUCUGUGUCAGCUUCCUGGCUUCCUUGAACUGAUAGUUGAGUACUUCCGAAGAUGCCUCAUUGAAAUUUUUGGCAUCUUGAAAGAAUACGAGGUUGGAGAUCCUGGGCAGCGGACACUGAUUGACCCAGAUGCUCCCGACACUGAUAUGUCUGAUGAAGAAAGCCUGGAAGUAGGGCAGGUGGAUGAAGAAGAGGAUAAAGAGGAGCAGAGCAGUCAACACGCAUCACAGAUCCAAGUCAAGCAUGAGAAUGAUGAGCUUAUGCAUGACCAGAAAUCCAGUGAAAAGUCUGAAGAAGAGAAGAAUGGAGAAAGCUCUUCAUCUAGAGAGCAUGAGUUAUCUGCUCCCUUACAAGACAGUGGUGCAGUACAGGAAAAGCUUAAACAGGGUAGCAAAUUUGACAAGCUUCCCAUUAAGGUAGUGUGGAAGAAAGACCCAUUUGUCAUUGGUCGCACCAGCAAGUUGGGCCGGAGACAGACUUUUGACAGUGGGCUGAUUCAUUGGAGUGUUGGUGGAGGUGACACCACGGAGCACAUCCAAACUCACUUUGAGACCAAGAUGGAGCUGCUAAAACUUCACAAACGGGUGCCUGUCAAUACUGAGGUACCUCCCAUAGCAGACCUGGUCACUGAGAACAGAAAUAAGGAUGAAAAGAGCAUACCACACCAGCAAAAUGAGCAGCAACCAGAGUCUCAGACUUCCUCAGGCCAACCAUUGGAGAAUGAGAACACCACAGCUGUUGCCAGUGCAUCUACUACCAUUAUGGCCACUGUUGACGACGUGCUCUCUGGCUGGUCGGGAGCAGUGCCUGAAGAAUCUGUGCGGAAUGACAUUGAGAACGAGGAGAAGAACAAGUUCCUGUUUGGUAUUGACCCUUCACAGCAAAUCAACAGCAUUAAAAUCCUUGAGGAUGAGCCAUACAGCAAGGAUGAGUCCCCAUUGUGCAUAUUGUCAGAAUGGCAGGACGCGUUAGCCCGCCGCUGCAUAUGCGUCUCUAACAUCGUCCGGAGUCUAUCCUUUAUCCCCGGCAAUGACAGUGAAAUGUCCAAACACCCAGGCCUGCUGCUAAUACUGGGCCGUGUGGUGCUCCUGCACCACCGGCAUCCUGAGCGCAAGGAGGCUCCUGUCACCUAUGAGAAAGAGGAAGAGGAGGAAGGAGGAGUCAAUUGUGAGCGAGGUGAAUGGUGGUGGGACUGUCUGGAGGUUCUGCGAGAAAACUGUCUGGUCACGUUGGCCAACAUAUCAGGCCAGUUGGACCUGUCCAUGUACCCCGAGAGUAUCUGCCUACCACUGCUGGAUGGUCUUCUCCACUGGGCUGUCUGCCCCUCAGCAGAAGCCAUUGAUCCCUUCCCAACACUGGGGCUUAAUGGUGCUGUUUCCCCUCAGAGAAUGGUUCUUGAGACCCUUAGCAAGCUCAGCAUCCAGGACAAUAAUGUUGACCUCAUUCUAGCCACGCCACCCUUCAGUCGCCUGGAGAAAUUCUAUAGUUCACUGGUACGCUUAAUUGGUGACCGUAAGGUACCCGUGUGCCGGGAGAUGGCAGUGGUGCUGUUAGCCAACCUGGCCCAGGGUGACAGCCUGGCAGCUCGGGCCAUUGCUGUGCAGAAAGGCAGUAUAGGGAACCUCCUGGGGUUUCUGGAGGACAGUAUAGCAGCCACACAGUUCCAGCAGAGUCAAGCUUCACUGCUGCAUAUGCAGGGACCACACUUUGAACCCACUAGCGUGGACAUGAUGCGGCGGGCUGCCCGCGCCCUGCAUGCCCUCGCCAAAGUAGAGGAGAACCACUCCGAGUUUAUGUUGUAUGAGUCACGGCUACUGGACGUCUCUGUAUCCCCCCUCCUGAACUCAGGAGUGUCCCACAUGAUCUGUGAUGUACUGUUUCUGAUUGGCCAGUCAUGACAGCUGUGGGGCUGAGCUUUGUCCCCUUUCUUCCUUUUAUCCCCCUUGAAUCUGUGUGAAUGGAGAAAUGUAACAGCGAAAACUGACUGUCCUUUUUUAAUUUAUGCAAAAAUCACCUCAAAUUCCACUGAUUGCUCUUUCUACCUUGCUUCUUUUUAAGGAAGGAUUUCACAAAGUGGAUUUAACACACAAAUAAAAUGAAGAGAAACUAAUGUGGAUACGUGACUUAUGACCUUGGGAGAGUGUGCUGACAUUUUGGAAGGAUGUUUUUUUAAAUUAAAUAAAAGUAGAUUUAAAAAAAAAAGAAAAGAAAAAUAAAAUAUAACUAACCAAAGUUGCUCUCACAAUUACAGUGAGUUUGGGGAAUAAAGGUGCCCAGUGGUCCUUUUGGUUUACUGGGCUGGCAGAAACCAUGGUCUAGUUCUUGUUUGCAGGUUCUACAGUUUCAGACUCUCGUUUGUGCUAUAAAUUGUACCUUGGAUGAUGUAUACACUGAGCCCAGGGACCAGGUCAUUGGCUGUGAACAGACAUCUGUAAAUGGAAGGCCUGUACAGGAGAUUGUAUGACUUUUUUUGUACUGUACACCAUAAAGUGACGAGCUGUAAACAUACUGUAAUAAUAAUAAUAAUAAUGAUAAUAAUGUUUCACACUGAGAAUAAUGCUGACUUGGCAGCAAAAACUGUAGUUUUUAAAAUGAUUUUUGUUCUUAUUUAGAGCGAGGGGGGAGGAAAAGACAUUCUCCCCCCAAAGUAUCGUGUACAACACCCCGACCUCUUUUGUCCCUUGAUUGUAUGACUUGACCCUCAAAGAAAUCACCUCUUAGGAAUGGUCUUGAGCUUCAGAUGCAGUUCAGGCUGCAAUGUAAAUGAUGUAAUGUAAAUACACUUUGCUCUCUCUCUCUCUCACUUUAUUGCGCUCUUCACCAUUUUUAAUCUUUGAUUAAUUAAAGGUUACACUCAAGAUCUC